UUAGUAGAAGAUAGCCUGUCUAGGGUGAUUGCCGCCCGAGCCGCCAGCGCAACGACCGCCAUGGAUUUCCUCACAUUUGUCGCCAAAGGGUUGGUCCGUGUCGAGAGGCGGCCAUGGCGGUUUGUCUUGAUCUUCAUCGUCCUUGCCUUGGCUAUGGUGGGCCGUGUGCUCGCCGAGGAUGACGUGGAGGCUGCUAGCAAUAUUUACGAGGACACCUCAUGUCACCUAAGCGACACGUGGAGGCAGGAGAGUCGCCGCGAGGCGUUGGCUAUGGGAAAUUCCUCGGGAUUGACGAUCCUGCAGCCGAACCUGGUCAGCAGCACCCGGCAAGUGCUGAAAGUGACGCCUGGGCUUGCUUUCGACUCGCGCAAUGACAAUAGCAGCUGCUGGUGCGGGGCCACCGUUAAGAACUUAAGUGUUCCGUUCAUCUCAGAGGGGACUCGACGCCCCUUGCCCAUGGUGUACCAGUCGGGGAGCUUCAUGACCAAGAUGUCGAGUAUCGUAGGCAUGGGUCCCUCGCCAAACGGAAGUCACCUUCUAUUAAGCACGGACGUGAGCGGCGAGGAUCUGUACUCCAGGGUGCCAUUUCUGUCGGUGCUGGACGGGAAUCGGACGUCUUAUGCCCAGCCAGCCGCCAUAUCCGGAAGCUUGACCCUGAAUCCCGCCAAAACCCAGGUCUACCUUUCAGACAUGGGGAGGCCUACAAGGGUCCUAACUGCCCCAUUCGUCGACGUCGUGAGCGGGGUAGCUGGAGUGUCGCCAUGGACGACCGUCGCAAGCUUUUCCAGAGGGGGCCAACCGAACAUAUCGACGGUUCAUUUCAACCAUCAGAGCUUCGCAUCGGACGGCUCUUGCCUGUACUUCGUCGACAGAGCUUUCAAUAGGGUAUGGGCGAUGGGGGCGGCGUCGGGGGAAGUCACGCUGGUCGCGGGCACUGGGGAGAGCGGUGUGAUAAAUGGCGAUGGCGGAAAUGCAACCUUCCGGGGCUUGCGGGACAUCCUCGUCACCCCCGAUGGGUGUAAUCUCUUCGUCUCGGAGAUAGGAGGACGCAUCCGCUGGAUCACUCUGGAGGCCCCUUGUGGACAAGCCAAAAGCGUAGAGACUAUCGUUAGGUAUCCCGAUGGUGGACUCUGGGGUCUGGCUCUCAAGGAUGAAGGCACACAGCUCAAGCUCUACGCUGGAGGCAACGAGGGGUCGAUUUUUGAGCUGCCACUGGUGAAAGCGGCAUGGCACGUCUGCGGCGGGAGCUCGGGGCAAGGCGGCGGAUCCCCCCCCCCCCUCCCCUCUGCAACUACCCCAGACCUCCAUUAAUUCUCCUCCACAAAAGCCGCAGGCCUCGACCCCUCUGGCAACCCAGUCUUCCCUAUCUACGAUAGACCUCCCUCAGUCACCAUUUCCGGUAGGCGAUGGCCAGCCUUCCAUAUCCACCUCUUCCCCUUCUCCGACACAGGACGUCGAGGCUUCCCGCUCUGAGGCGACUGACAUAGCCAGCUAUCCUACUCCGAUAGUCAGUUCCCAGCCUUCCGCUUCACAGAGCUCUCCGUCUCAGAUGGACGACGCCCAGCCUCAUGUCCCGCCUUCCAGUUCUCGGUCUCCGCAAUCUCCGAUAG
Messenger RNA from Chara braunii, 1610 nucleotides. Lineage: Eukaryota; Viridiplantae; Streptophyta; Charophyceae; Charales; Characeae. The record is from the annotation of a GenBank genome assembly.